Messenger RNA from Kogia breviceps (pygmy sperm whale), 1385 nucleotides. The record is from RefSeq and is a predicted model, not a curated record. NCBI's taxonomy places the organism in Eukaryota, Metazoa, Chordata, Mammalia, Artiodactyla, Physeteridae.
UCCGGGCUGCCGGCAGCAGCUGUGUUAGUUCUCUGCGCCCUCGGGGGAUGGCGGAGGGAGGUAUCGUGCGGCGCGUGGAGUGGGCGUCUGAGAACUGGACUUCUUCGGGGAUUGGGUGGGGAGUCGAGUAGCUCUCCCUUUCCGCGGUCAGGGAACCUCUCAGCUCCACCUCAGGCCUGGGGGUCUCUUCGCUGCUUAAUCGAAGAUGAUGCAGACAGGAAAGUAAAGCAAGAUUUCAAGAUGGAAAGUCCAUCAGAUGCAGCUGUGGUGUUACCUAGCACUCCACAGGCUGGUGCCAAUCCACCAUCUCCCCGUACAAGCAGUUCAAGAAAACAACCUAUGAGUGCAACCCUUAGGGAACGAUUAAGGAAAAGUAGAUCUUCAUUUAAUUCUUGUUAUGGUGUGGUAAAACGACUUAAAGUAGAGAGUGAAGAAAAUGAUCAGACCUUUUCAGAGAAACCAGCACCUUCAACAGAAGAAAACUGUUUGGAAUUUCAAGAAAAUUUUAAACACAUAGACAGUGAAAUUGAAGAAAGUACAUAUUUGAAAAAUACCUUCAAGAAUAUUGAUGCAUGUGCAUCUAAAUCACUUGAUUCUGAGUCAUGCAGUGAUCUCCGGAAUGACUUUAUGAAUGAGAAUCUUCCCAAACAUGGAUUAAACAAAGAAAAAGCAAAAUUGGUGAAGCAGAUUCAGGAGAAAGAAGACCUUCUUCGGAGGCUAAAACUAGUCAAAAUGUAUAGAUCAAAGAAUGACCUGUCUCAGUUACAGAUGUUAAUAAAGAAGUGGAGAAGCUGUAGCCAGCUGUUGCUUUAUGAGCUGCAGUCUGCUAUGUCUGAGGAGAACAAGAAACUAAGCCUUACUCAGCUGAUAGACCACUAUGGGUUAGAUGAUAAAUUGCUACACUAUAACAGAAAUGAAGAAGAAUUUAUAGGUGUUUAAUUCAUAAUUUUUUCUCCAGAAUGUCUUUGUGGAUGACAAUGUAAUUAAAAGAUAUUUAUACAUUUUAAAGGGAAGAUGUAAACCAUUAGGGCUUAGAGAAACGUAUCCUGGUGAACCUGGAUCAAUUUAGGGCCUCUGUUACAUAAGUAUAAACUAGGUUCUAAAAUGAAAAUUUAGUGUUUUGAAUAAAUUUGCCAAAGAAAACUUGACAGUUAAAGGUGAAAAAAAAUUUAAAAAUUAAAUCAUGAUUAAAAAAAUAAUUUGGCCAACUGUGGAAGUGAGUUUUAAUACAUUGUUUUAUUUAUUAUGGUAAAAGUUUUAUUUUAAAUGUUAAAAAACAGUCCAUCUAGUGUAUGUCUAAACCUAAACUUGUCUGAAGAUGCCUGCCUCUCCUAAGUUUAUGCUUCUCCUUUGUUUCCACCCAUUUACCACAAAUUUCCAUCUGG